CGUACCUUCGCACGAAGAACGAAGAAGGAAAUUCAGGAGAUGUUCUCGCGCAUUCGCAGUAGAGAAAUAAACGUGCGCAACGCAGAACGUUUCAAAUUAGAAUGAGGAUCAGCUGAGCAAUGUUUAUAACGUAAUCGUCCAUGGAAAAUAUUUACAACGGUGAACGUCUUGCGGGAAAUAUGCCAGAGCCAGUGCAUCAUCAGGUGAAUGCAGCUCGGAAAACAUUCCAAACCUUGCAUCAAAUUGCAAAAUUGCUGAAUACGAAUUUGGAUCCAGCAACGUUGAGUAUUUGCGUGAGGCUGUGCGAAAAUGGAGUGAAUCCUCAGGCCCUGGCAACUAUCGUCAAGGAAUUGCAAAAGGAAGUCAAGAACUUGGACGCAACUCCCGAUGAUUUUGGUCUUAAUAAAUCUCCUUCAUUUAAAUGAGUAUUAAUGUAAUUUUAAUCCACUUGAAAAAGAAAUCCAGUUUAUAAAUAUGAUUUGAUAAUAAUGUCUUUAAUUUUUGUAUCCAAAAUCUUUUCUUUCAUUUUAUAAUUUUAGUAUCUAAAAACAAAAGGUUGGAAAAUUUCUGAACUGUAACUCAAAUGGAUUUAAAUUGUUCAAUAAUUUAAAAUGUUUCAUCCUUUGAAA
Leptopilina heterotoma is the source of this 629-nucleotide messenger RNA. RefSeq names its product mitotic-spindle organizing protein 1-like. Lineage: Eukaryota; Metazoa; Arthropoda; Insecta; Hymenoptera; Figitidae. The coding region runs from base 141 to 425 and encodes 94 amino acids. Gene Ontology annotation, cellular component: centrosome; spindle; interphase microtubule organizing center. Gene Ontology annotation, biological process: gamma-tubulin complex localization; mitotic spindle assembly; microtubule nucleation by interphase microtubule organizing center. The record is from RefSeq and is a predicted model, not a curated record. The transcript is spliced from 2 exons.